Bacidia gigantensis is the source of this 1152-nucleotide messenger RNA. RefSeq lists its product as uncharacterized. The transcript is spliced from 5 exons. The record is from RefSeq and is a predicted model, not a curated record. Bases 1 to 1152 code for a protein of 383 amino acids. Lineage: Eukaryota; Fungi; Ascomycota; Lecanoromycetes; Lecanorales; Ramalinaceae.
AUGGCCGUCUCCAAUGGGUUUGGGCAGCAUGAAAGCUUGAUACCGCCAGCACAAAUUAAGCAAUUUCGGAAAUGGACGAAUAUUGACUGGAUUCUGGGAUUCUUAUGCUUUGGCUUCAUCCGUGCAUCUAUCUUGUUUUUCGUCCUCCGUCUCUUGCCUGUUUAUAAACGCUGGCAGAAGAACGUCAUCCUCGCCGCUUUUGUCUUCAAUAUCGCAAUAACUCUUAUUGCGACUGUCAGCUACGGGCUCAGCUUCAUCACCAACCAAGUCAAUGGAGUUCUUUCCUGUGUGGUCGACAUUGUCACUGCCAUCAUUCCCCAAGUUCUUCUUUGGAAGGUACAGAUGAAGAAGUCCAGUAAACGAAGCCUAAAUAUUAUUUUUAGCCUUGGCUUGAUUACGUCUAGUCUUAGUAUAGCGCGCGUUGCUACGAUCAGUGAUAAAGCACAAAAUGAGGACUCGAGUUUCCGUCUGCUUGUCACUGGAACCUGCUCCCUGGUCGAGGGUGAAAUGGGCAUCAUCUGCGCGUGCGGUCCCGCGAUCCGUCAAUUCAUUGCCUACAUCCACCGCACAGGUACAGUACUGCCAUCAAGUUCGCGCCAAUGUCCUAACCAGGACUUCGUUGAGAUGCGGCGUCGCAUACAGCUGCGCGAUAUAUUCUGGUAUCAAGGUCCGAAUCUGAUCGCUGGUCGGGUACUCGACGCCCUCCCGAUUCGGACGCAAAGGUCUAAGGAGGACGUGGAGGCGACUGCACAGCGCUCUUUGCUCGGCGACUGGCGCCGUACGAUCAAGGGUAAAAUAUUCAGCGGCAUGGAUAGUGAGACGAGUUUAUGGACAAGGAAAACGAGUGUAACCACCUCGCAACAGGAAAGUAGGCGCAUUGGGAGGAAGUAUAGAGAAUGGGGCUUACUGAAUAGUCAAAGCGCUGCAUCGGAUAUUGACAUAAAAUCGCCGAUUUUGAAUGGUGAUAAGACAAUCCUAGGAGCAGACAGGGAUCACGAGCUUGCAAAGAUCUUGGCGGAUCCUGUCAAGGCAGCUGAGGGCGAUGAAAGACACUCUUCCAUGCCGAUAGCGAGGGGCAUGACGGAGAAGUCUGGCGGGUCCUAUAUAAACACGCCUCUGAAGGCAGCUCGCACGCAGCAGCGGCGUAUGUAA